CGGGCCGGAUAAUACAGGGACACUGUGCUUCUGAUAACAUGGCUUCCGUGCUUCCAUACAUUGUACAUCCAUCCCUACAACAGCCAUACCGAAAGACGGAUGAUGACUGCAUAAUCCCGUACCUCACUCUCUUUCCCUGCUCCUUUUCACCCACCUCCACCUCCUCAACCUCGUCCCUCGAGCCCCUCCUCAUUGACUGCCUCUGCUCCCCUGAACCGCACCACCGCCCCUCCCUAACCUCCUGCUUCUCAACCUCCUGCCCACCCAUCCCCCUCCUAACCGCCCUCAACGCCACCGCCACCCUCUGCCACGACGUCCCCCGCAACCGCUCCCCCCAAUUAGUCGUCCUGACCCUAACCCUCGGCAUUCUAAGUCCUCUCCUCGUCCUCUCCCGCCUAGCUUUCCGGCUCCUAACCCACCCCUCCGGCCGUCUAGGCCUAGACGACUGGGUCAUUUUCUUGUCCAUCCCCCUGGGAAUCCCUUACACCAUCCUCAUCUGCUAUUCACUAGCCAAAGCAGGAAUAGGGAGAGACGUCUGGACCCUGAGCCCAAAAGAGGUGACGGAGUUUUUGAAGGUGUUUUAUGUGCUGAUUGAGUACUACGUUGCGAUAAUGGCGUACGUCAAGAUGCCGUUUUUGUUUAUGUAUUUGCGCAUCUUUGGGGAAUCUCGAAAAACGAGGAGGGUGUUGUGGUGCACGCUGGGGUGUGUGGGCAUGGUGGGAGUGGCGUUUUUGUUGCCGGUGGGUUGUAGGCCGGUUAGUUUCUUUUGGGAGGGGUGGGAUGGGGAGCAUGAGGGACGGUGUGGCAACGUCAACACCUCGGCAUGGACCCAGUCCAUCGUCACCAUCGUCCUCGACCUCUGGAUCAUGGCCAUCCCGUUGUCUCAGCUCCGGAAACUCAACAUGGAUUGGAAGAAGAAGUUGGCCGUUGGUUUGAUGCUGUGUGUCGGAGUCUUCGACACAAUAGUCUCCAUAAUCCGCCUCCACUCCCUCCUCGCCUUUCAGCCUUCCACCAACGUCACCUGGGACUACUACCCUGUGGCCGUCUGGUCCGCCGUCGAGUACCACGUCGCUGUCAUCUGUGCCUGUCUCCCGGCCAUGCGCCAGUUGUUGGUCAGGGUGUUCCCCAGGUUGGAGAGUAACAUCGGGAAGAGCAACGCUAGUAACGGUGUCGGUGCGGGUGGUGGCGGGUGUGAUGCGGGACGGAAUACUCCCAGGUCUGGGACGCAUCAGUAUCAAUGGCAUGGACAGUCGAGAGGCGUGAACGGCCGGAAUAGAGGGCCGCGGACGAGGGCAAUGGCGGCAGAGACGGAGAGUGAGAGGGAGAUUGUGCUUGGGAGCUUCCGCAGGAGUGCUGGUAGUAAUGACGUGGAGGUUUUGGAGGUGGAUGAUGUGGAACGAGAGUCUGCAGAUGGGAGGAUAUUGGCAAGUUCUUCGAUGGACAGUACAGAGAAGCGAGAGGGGUUCGGGUUGAGUAUUGUCGGCUGUUGGACGGAGGAUGGCGGUCGUGUAGAGCCGGAAGGGUUUCCUUCAAGUAGACGAUAG
Neurospora tetraspora is the source of this 1544-nucleotide messenger RNA. RefSeq lists its product as uncharacterized. The transcript has 4 exons. The record is from RefSeq and is a predicted model, not a curated record. Lineage: Eukaryota; Fungi; Ascomycota; Sordariomycetes; Sordariales; Sordariaceae. Bases 39 to 1544 code for a protein of 501 amino acids.